GCCUUCUUUAUAGAUUGAGCCUGAGCAUUUGAACGUGGUAGUGAAGCGCCAGAAGACUCGUGCAUCAGCGCAGCCGUCUGCAUCGUCUGUCCUUUCAAGCGUCGCUGUGACUCCUGUGAGGACCUCGGCGACCUUCCACACUCUCACUGCUCUGCAUCCGCCAUGGCGUCCGGCGGCGCACACGCGCGGAACCGUCCUCUGAAGGGUCGCAGGAAGUUCAUGGCUGAUCUGAAGGACGCCACAGAUGCAUGCGCGACUGGUUUCGAAGUACACGGCUUGAGGUUACAAACGAUUGAGACUGGCGAAGACGAAGGCUCUAUUCUGUGUGAGGUUGUCAAGUCCGUCGGCGGCCAGCACGUCUUGACGCUGAACAUGGUCGUACCUGAUACGUCCGAGUAUCCGAACGACCACAGCUUCAUAUGCUUUGCUCAGGACCAAAAUGUCCCACCUCCGCUUUUAGAAGUCCUCCAGGACGCGUCGGACCUCGGAUCGCGGUCUAUACAAGAUAUGCUAAGCAAAAUUCUUGCCUCUUUAUCCAAGAAACUGGUCCCCAACGUCGGAUCUUCCUCGCCUGAGGGUGACUUGACCGAUGGAUCAGAUGUCGCAGAUGAUGACUCCGUUGACGAAGGUCAUUUUGAAGACGAUGAUUUCAAUCAAUACGGCCUCGCCGCUAUCAAGGCAGGGAGCGAUUUUGAUGCUAGCGUCUUACAGCAUGAUUUCAGUGGAAUAGUCGCGGUUGGCGGCCGUCCUGGUCUCACUCGGAUCGGCGUCAGCGAGUUGGUACUCUCAGUGUCGGCACCGACCUUCAGGCUGGCGGAGAGCGUUGCUCCUAGAGCGCUGAUGGCCUGGGACCCGCGUCUGUUGUCAAAGUCGCAUCACUUCACCCUCGUGAUCACCGGGAUCCAUGGCAAAUAUCCCGUGCUGUCACCGGAGGGCACGUUGAGCAGUGAUGCACUGGCUAGAGGGACAUCUAAACUGGUGUUCAGAGUCGGCCUGACGCCGAACUACAAGCCUGAUAGAGAGCAAGUGCUCGACCUUGUGCGGACGUUCGGUAUGCAAGAAUCACAGCCUACAGAGGAGAUAACCUCGGAGAUGUACGACGGACAAGAGCCGACUGAGUCGCCUGAUCUUCUGGGCGAGCCGGUGCCCGAAGACGACGAUUCAUUUCACUUCAGUCUAAGUACAUCCCUGGAGGCACUUCUCAAUGAUCGUUUCAUGGAGGUUUUGGCGCUGCGUGCGAAGUACAGCAUUGGCUGGGCGGCGGCAGAAACAAUCGUCAGCAGAGUACAUCGACUGCAGAGAACUGUCGAGAAGGUGCUCGAGGACUUUCCAGAGGAAAUUUUGGCAGCAGAUCACGAGGAGAACAUGCUCACGGAUAGCUAUAGAUUGCCCCUUGACCCAUUGAUCGCGUCAGGGCGCUCUGGGCCCCUAAACCUUCCGCUUAUCGCUUACUGCUACCUCCUGCGUCGCCUCAUCCUCUGCUCGCGUUUCUGCCUGGUCUGUUACGACAAGAUCGAGACCGACUUCCAGGCGCUCAAGCCGUACGUUUGCUCGGACAAGCUCUGCACGUACCAGUUCUACAAUCUCAACCGUGGCCCGUCUCUCGAGUAUGAGAUCUGCUCGCGCCCCGCGACGGUCGACCUGCUUGUCUCGCUCGCGUACGUCGCGGCCGCGGAGAACGCGCUUGAGGACUUCCCGGACGGGAUGCACCUACGCGUGCCUCAAGUAGGCGCGCAUCCCACGCCAGGCGCGCUUGCGGGCAUGCUAUGCGACUUCGACACGCUCUCCGCGGCUGACAAGCGCCGUUGGAUUGUCUGGCUCCUCGAUGCGCUCCCGGCGGUAUCAGACAUGCGCCGGCACCUGCUCAAGAAGACGAAGCGGGGGCGUAUGAAGCAGUGCCUUCAGGACCUCGACCCCGAAGUCCUGCCCGCGGCGUGGUCGGUAUUGCGGUGGUGUGUUGCGUCGUGCACAGCGCACCUGGAGGAGCUCAGGGAAGAGGAAGACCAAGUUACUGGCGGCUUUGACCACCAAUAUCGUCACUUUCGCUUCACCGUCGGUGCGCCUGAUGCCGAGGCCAAGUUUUACAGAGCGCAAGAGCAGGCAAAGCUGCAAGACGCCAAUGCACAGAGGUAUCCGUCGAUAUAUGGCUUCCACGGCUCGCCAGCGAAGAACUGGCAUUCCAUCAUCCGCAACGGCCUUUGGUACAAGGACGUCGCGCACGGGCGUGCCUACGGCGAUGGCGUGUACUUUGCUCUUGAUGGCACGACCUCCAAUGGAUACGCACGGGGAGCCUCGCACGCCUGGAGCAAGUCUGACCUCCACGUGCGCACCUGCGUUGCACUUGCAGAGAUCGUGAACCUCCCCUCGCAAUUCCCCGGUCACACCGGCAUCCUCGUCGUACCGCAGACAGAGUGGAUCGUCUGUCGAUACCUCCUUGUCGGAGGCGUGCCUCUCCAAACCGACACGGACGGGCCGCUCUUGCCGGAGGUACGCCAUGCCCAAGAGGUGCCGCGCGUGGACCUCGACCCGCGCUUCCAGCUGCGGUUCGCGAACAAGGACGUUGGGAUCCCCGAGCCGACGCACAAGCUCGCUCGCCUUCUCCAGCAGCGCAUGCACGAGCACGCCGACGAGGGCUUCGACGAGGGCGACCUCGCGGUGUUGGCAGGCGCGUCUCUCGAUGUGCCUUCGCAUGCGCACGAUAUCGAGGAGAACCAGGCGAACCAGGAGAGGCAAGAGAGCGUGAGCCGCCCCGAGGACGACUGGACGCACGACCCCGCGUGGGUCGCGUCCUGUGUCGAGCACCUCAUGCCUGCACCUGUCGAGGCUAGCCCGAUGGCCGCAUCGGCCGUGCAGCGCGAGAUGGCAGCAAUGCUCAAGGAGCAGGAGCGCGCGCGGUGCCUGCGGGAGCUCGGGUGGUACAUGCCGGAGGACUUCAUCGGCGACAACCUCUUCCAGUGGAUCGUCGAGUUGCACUCGUUCGAGCCUAGUCUGCCUGUCGCGCAAGAUAUGGCUGCCAGGCAGGUCAACUCGCUCGUGUUUGAGAUUCGCUUCCCGCCGAACUUUCCGCACUCGCCUCCGUUCUUCCGUAUCCUCAAGCCACGCUUCUUGCCUUUCAUUCAGGGCGGUGGAGGGCAUGUAACAGGAGGUGGCUCUAUGUGCAUGGACCUCUUGACCGCCGACGGAUGGUCCCCUGCAUACAGCAUAUCUGCGGUUCUGCUGCAGAUCAGACUGGCGAUCUCGAAUCUCGACCCCCGUCCGGCACGGCUUGCAAGCAACUGGGAUCGUCCGUACGAGAUGCGCGAAGCUAUUGAGGGAUAUCGACGUGCAGCUGCUGCACAUGGGUGGAAGGUCCCGGAGACUGUCAACGGACUCAGAUAAAACAUAUAGAACUUUGCGGAUGAUGUGUGUACGAUAGAGGGCUCCUUUGGAUGUACAAUGUAUACAGUGCUUGCAGGUUUCCCUGUGGACGGCGCC
Molecule: messenger RNA, 3474 nt
Organism: Phanerochaete carnosa HHB-10118-sp
Lineage: Eukaryota; Fungi; Basidiomycota; Agaricomycetes; Polyporales; Phanerochaetaceae
Exons: 20
Coding region: 163-3378 (1071 amino acids)
Molecular function (GO): NAD+ poly-ADP-ribosyltransferase activity
Source: RefSeq, a predicted model, not a curated record